Messenger RNA from Saprolegnia diclina VS20, 1482 nucleotides. RefSeq lists its product as hypothetical. The record is from RefSeq and is a predicted model, not a curated record. The transcript has 4 exons. The coding region runs from base 1 to 1482 and encodes 493 amino acids. Lineage: Eukaryota; Oomycota; Saprolegniomycetes; Saprolegniales; Saprolegniaceae.
AUGGGCAGCUCGUCGUCAACCCCGACGGGCCAGGCGCCACGUACGAUCCAGCGCGCCAAGAGCAUCCAGGACAACUACAUGAACCUCAACGACCUCAAGCGAGACCUGCGCCGGAAGGGCCUCGAGAGCAGCAACCUCAUCCUUGGCAUCGACUUCACCAAGUCGAACGAGUGGACCGGGAAGCGCACGUUUCGCGGUCGUUGCCUCCACGAUAUCCAGCUGCCCGAGCGCAACCCGUACGAGCAGGUGAUGGACAUUGUCAGCAAGACGCUCUGCGAAUACGACGACGACAACACGAUUCCAGUGUAUGGCUUUGGCGACGAGUCGACGAGCGACUCGGCCGUCUUUUCGUUCAUGCCGCUGGGGCCGAACGCGAUGCCAGGCUACCGCCUUGGUGACGUGCGUGCGCGGUACCGUGACGUCGUCCCGCACGUCUCGAUGGCCGGUCCGACGACCUUUGCGCCCAUGAUUUACCAAGCGCUUCGCAUUGUCCAGCAAAACAACAUGGCGUACCACAUUCUCGUGCUCAUUGCCGACGGCCAAGUGACGCGGUCGGUCGACGUGCCGAACGGCCAGUUCUCCAAGCACGAGCAAGACACGCUCAACGCGAUCAGCUACGCGUCCAACUUUCCGCUGAGCAUCGUGGUUGUCGGUGUCGGUGACGGCCCGUGGGACAUGAUGCACAUCUUUGACGACAACGUGCCGAGCCGCCGCUUUGACAACUUUCAGUUUGUCGAUUUUGAUGCGGUCACGCGUCACAUUACCGACACGACGCGCCGCGAGACGCAGUUUGCGCUCCACGCCCUCAUGGAGAUCCCGGAGCAGUACCAGCUCGUGCGGAAGCUCAACUUGAUGUCGCCAAACGGGCUUCGGCACCAAGUGCCGCCGGUGCCUGUCCUGCCGGCGCCGUUUCUUCCGACUCUCAAUGCAAACGGUAUGGCGUACCCCGGGGCCCCCAUGAGCUACCCCGGACCACCGAUGAGCAACCCCGGACCACCGAUGAGCUACCCCGGACCACCGAUGAACUACCCCGGACCCUCGACGAGCUACCCGGGACCGCCCAUGGGCUACCAGGGAGCUGCACCAACGAGUGCACCGAGCGCGUAUCCUGCCUACCCCGUGGCGUCGGCCAAGACGAUUCCCGCCAACGUUCCGACAGCCCCGUCGUCGGCCCCGGUGCUGCGGGGCAACCAAGUGGCCUGUCCCGUGUGCACGUACUUGAACGCGACAAGCGCAAGUGCUUGUGAAGUGUGUACAUCGCCACUCCAAGGCGCCGUGCCGACGCCGUCGCUGGCGGACGCGCGCCUUGUCGAGAGCAUGCGGGCGCUGCACGAAGCAACGCUCUGCCCGAUUUGCGAAGACAAAAAGAAGGACAUGGUGUUUCAGUGCGGCCACGAGACGUGCGGGCAGUGCGCAAGUCGGCUCACGCAGUGCCCCAUCUGCCGCGUCACGAUCAGCACCCGCAUCCACCGGUAUGGGUAG